Molecule: messenger RNA, 986 nt
Organism: Magallana angulata
Lineage: Eukaryota; Metazoa; Mollusca; Bivalvia; Ostreida; Ostreidae
Product: selenoprotein M-like
Exons: 2
Source: RefSeq, a predicted model, not a curated record
AAACACUGCAGUCAUAAUGUAGAGUUUAAGAAGGUUGGAGGAGCUCCCCCCGAGUUGAUCCUCGUAGGGAAAGGUGGAGAGGAACUGGAGAGGAUUGAGUUGGAGCACAAGAACCGUGAAGAAUGCAACCAGUUAUUGACUCAGAGAGGGUUUUAUAAGAAGUCAGAAGCCAGUGAAGAAGUCCCAGAAGAGUUUAGACAGGGUCCCUACAAACUUAAGGAAGAGCUUUAAUUAUGAAAAUAUAAGUUUUAUUUAUCUGUGCCAUUUUUGUAGAAAACACAACAGCAAUAUUUUUUACUCAUGUUUGGAAGAUUUUCUUGAAACAAUACAUGUACUAAAUGUAUAUUGCUUUUAGUGCAUUAUUGAAUUUAAUUUUCUUAAACAAAUACAUGUAAAUGUAUAUGAUUUUUUUUAAAAAAAAGUCAGAGAAUAUUAUUUAUUUUGAAAUUUGAAUUCAUUUCUUAAAUAUUACUUUGCUAUUUUAUACAAGCCACAAAUGACAGCAAUAUUUUUUACCAUAGAUUACCAAAGUCUAUUUUUUUUCUUCUUUUUUUUUCAUUAAAAUUUAUAAUUAAAUAUUAUACAUACUCUGAUCAUUUUUUUUUUGAGAAAUGCUUUCAUAAAGAUAUCUCUUCAAAUAUAUUAUUUUUUGAGUAUAUCAAAGUAAAAAUUGCUUUAAGAUAUUCAGUGAAAAAAAAACCCACUAUGCAUGUUGACGGAAUACUGUAAAUAUACUGUAUCUUGUGUCAUAGCUUUGCUAUAAAUGGAUUGAACUAGUUUUAAAGACUAGAUAUCUUCUUUGAAUUUCAAACACAGACAAGAUUUUAUGAAGUCUUUGACCAAAACUUGUGCGGUCUCUGAUGGAACCUCAACUUUCUAGGUUUAGAAGUUCAAUGAUUUUGAUAUUUAGUUUUUAAACUCAUUAGUUCAACAUAUUGUGAUACUGAAUUUUAUCCUUUUAUUUUCAAAUAAAGAUUUACCGUUUA